This is a messenger RNA of Cynoglossus semilaevis (tongue sole), 3429 nucleotides long. RefSeq names its product Rho GTPase activating protein 42b (gene arhgap42b). Gene Ontology annotation, cellular component: cytoplasm. NCBI's taxonomy places the organism in Eukaryota, Metazoa, Chordata, Actinopteri, Pleuronectiformes, Cynoglossidae. Gene Ontology annotation, molecular function: GTPase activator activity; protein binding. The record is from RefSeq and is a predicted model, not a curated record. Gene Ontology annotation, biological process: signal transduction.
UAACCAGCAGGAGUCACACCACCCCUGCUUUAAUGAUGGAGGUGAAAAGCGGAAGUAAAGAACGAAGUAGAGCAGGAAAAGUUUUGGGGGCAGAAGUUUGAGACGGUUUUAACACAACGAAACCAUGAGAAGCCGGAACGUCAACGUAGGGAAGUAACUGUGAAGUUUGAAGCUGCGUGCUUUUCAACUGUCUCGGAACCACGAUGGGACUCCCCACACUGGAGUUCAGUGAUUCUUUCCUGGACAGUCCGGACUUCAGAGAGCGGAUCAAAUGCCAUGAGAUAGAGCUGGAGCGGACCAAUAAAUUCAUCAAGGAGCUCAUCAAGGAUGGGAACAUGCUCAUCAACGCACUCAAAAAUUUUUCUGUUGCUGUCCAGAAGUUCUCCCAGUCUUUGCAAGAGUUCCAGUUCGAGUGCAUUGGUGAUGCAGAGACAGAUGACGAGGUGAACAUUGCACAGUCUUUCAAGGAGUUUUCCCAGCUCCUAAACACUGUAGAAGAAGAAAGAAGACGUCUGAUCCAAAAUGCGGACGAUGUUUUGAUCACACCCCUGGAAAAAUUCCGUAAGGAGCAAAUUGGUGCUGCAAAGGAGGGGAAGAAGAAAUUUGACAAGGAAACAGAAAAAUACUACUCCACUCUGGAAAGACAUCUCGGCUUGUCAUCCAAAAAGAAGGAGGCAUAUCUGCAGGAGGCUGACACGCAGAUUGAUAAGGAAAGGCAACUCUUUUAUGAUGCGUCCCUUGAAUAUGUGUUUAAAAUACAAGAGGUUCAGGAAAAGAAGAAGUUUGAGUUCGUCGAGCCGCUCUUGGCCUUUCUUCAGGGCCUGUUUACGUUCUACCACGAAGGAUACGAGCUAGCUCAGGAAUUUGAGCCAUACAAACAGCAGCUCCAGUUCAACCUACAGAAUACUCGCAACAACUUUGUGAGCACCAAGCAGGAAGUGGAGAAGUUGAUGAAUAGAAUAAGGUCUGCAGAUCAGGACUACAAACCCCCAGGCCAGUGGACGAUGGAAGGCUUCCUGUACAUCCAGGAGAAACGUCCACUGGGAUGCACAUGGAUACGGCACUACUGUACGUAUGACAGAGGCAGCAGGAGCUUCACCAUGAGCAGCACUGAAAACAAGUCGUCAGGGAAACAGAACUGCCUUGUUAUGAACCAACCAGAGAUGUUUAAACUCAAGUCCUGCAUUCGCAGAAAGACAGACUCGAUCGACAAGCGCUUCUGCUUUGACAUUGAAGUGGUGGAGAGGCAUGGUGUCAUGACGUUGCAGGCCCUGUCAGAGUCCAACAGAAGACUGUGGCUGGAAGCCAUGGAUGGCAAGGAGCCGAUUUACAACUUGCCAACUAUUCUAAGCAAAAAGGAGGAGACGUUUCUUAAUGAAGCCGGCUUCAACUUUGUGAGGAAUUGCAUAGACCUGGUGGAGAAGAGAAGUUUAAAUACAAUGGGACUGUACAGAAUUGGAGGAGUCAACUCUAAAGUACAGAGGCUGAUGACUACAGUCUUUUCUCCCAGGGCACCUGUGGACAUGGUCCUGGAUCCAGAGACGUGGGACAACAAAACCAUUACCAGUGGACUAAAGAAUUACUUCAGGUGCCUCUGUGAGCCUCUCAUGACCUUUAGGCUCCACCAGGAGUUCAUCUUGGCUGCCAAGUCAGAUGACCAAAAUGUCAGGGUGUGUGCUGUCCAUGCUUUGAUUCAUAAGCUGCCUGACAGGAACAAGGAAAUGCUGGAGCUGCUAAUAAAACACCUUGUCACUGUUUCCAAGCAGAACCAAUACAAUCUAAUGACAGUGUCCAAUCUGGGCGUCAUCUUCGGGCCUACCCUGAUGCGCUCUCAAGAGGAAACUGUGGCCGCGAUGAUGAACAUCAAGUUUCAAAAUAUUGUGGUGGAAAUACUUGUUGAAAACUUCAAUAAGAUCUUCCAGCAGCCUCCAGACCCUAAUGUCUCAGUCCCCCAGCCACAGAGCCACCUUGGCUCUCGCCGCAACAGGGCCAUCUGUCUGUCAACAGGGCCCAGGAAACCCCGCAGCAUUUACACCCCGACACUGUGCCUGGCUGAUGCAGACAGAGACACUUUAAGCAGCAGUCCGGGCAGCACCCCCAUGGGCAGCAUGGAGUCUCUGUCUUCCCAUUCCUCUGAACAAAAUACAUCCUCCCAUACUGCCUCUAUCGCUCAGGCCAAGGAAAGGUCAUUUCUUGGCCUUCACCAAACACCAUCCAACAGCCCUGGAAGCACAGUGUGUAUGAGUAGCCCAGAGUCCAGCUCCAAAGAGGAUAUGGGUCGCACAGAUGGGGAGUCGGAGGAUGCUCUCAGCACGUCCUCAGUCAGUACAGCACCCAGGUUGUCUCCUUCACCAAAAAAAGCCCGCACAUCCACAGUGACCUUCUCAGACCAGUACCUUUGCUCAGCUGCUCCCUCCCUGAAAUCUCUGCAUUUAUUAGAAGUCCACAGGAGCUACUCUGGAUCUGCCCAAAGUCUGUCUUCAGUGGGAGCCAAAGAGAAUUUCAUACCACCUGACCACCCAGAGCUGCCCCCCAAACAUGUGAUCCACAAGAAGCUGGACACCUCCGUCAACAACGGCUACCAAAGACCUGGCUCAGUGGUUGCAGCGAGAGCCCAGCUGUUUGAAAACCCUUCCUCCCUCCAGCCAAGUCCACUAGGAAGAGACGCCAAGGCGAUAUACUCAUGCAAGGCAGAGCACAGCCAUGAGCUGAGCUUCCCACAGGGGGCGACCUUCUCAAAUGUCUACCGUUCUGUUGAACCAGGCUGGCUCCAAGCAACAUACGAGGGGAAAACAGGUUUAAUUCCCGAGAAUUAUGUUGUCUUCCUUUAAUCCGUGGUAAACAAUAGCAUCGUUUUCAUGGUAUCCAUGGAAGAACCCAACCAUAUGGAUGUCAGAUGUACUUCAGACCUUGAUCUACUCUUAACAGAUCUAUUAAGGCAAUGAUGGCUGUAAAAAUACACAGUUGUACCUCCUCCUUUUUGCAACCACUUCAGAGCUUAAUGACAUUCAAAUGGUCGACCCAUUGACUGCACUGAUGUCUUUGUCCCUCUGGUAUUUCUAACAAAAUCACAAAUGAUCAAUUGCAUUUAAUACAGGUUUUAUUGACAGAAAUGGUAACAGGACACUUUCACGCUUUCCACCAAAAUUGUAGGUUAACUUCAACAAAACAUGCUGUGACUUUUAAAGAAGAGAUGUUAACCUAUACAACAGGACAGAAAAAACAAUAUGCCUUUGCACCUUAACCAUUAUAUUUUAUUGGCAUCUUGAAUGUCUUUGAAUUUAUAGUCCCACAAAAACCUGCAUUGUGAAUUGGAAGUUUUUAUAAAGUUAUGUUUGUUUGUUUUUUUAACAUAUCGGACUAAAUCUACAAGAAAGAUAUAGGGUAAAUCUGGACAACACUAGUUAGCAUUCAAUUACACUUCACAAA